Molecule: messenger RNA, 185 nt
Organism: Strongylus vulgaris
Lineage: Eukaryota; Metazoa; Nematoda; Chromadorea; Rhabditida; Strongylidae
Source: the annotation of a GenBank genome assembly
AUGAAAAUCAUCAGAAAUGGACAUGCUGUGACAACCGUACCACUUGGUGAUGAAGUAGAGCUACGAUGGACAAUAAUUGACAUAUCUGACGGCCUCGGUUAUUUUGUGGAUGAAUGUAAUGCGGAAAGGGUUGGUGGAGUGCCUCCAAAUCCGGAUCCAUUAAAACUUAUAGAGAACGGGUAAUG